Ogataea angusta is the source of this 1566-nucleotide messenger RNA. RefSeq lists its product as uncharacterized. The record is from RefSeq and is a predicted model, not a curated record. NCBI's taxonomy places the organism in Eukaryota, Fungi, Ascomycota, Pichiomycetes, Pichiales, Pichiaceae. The transcript has a single exon. Gene Ontology annotation, molecular function: guanyl-nucleotide exchange factor activity. Bases 1 to 1566 code for a protein of 521 amino acids.
AUGACUGUGAGUUUUGUUUCCGUUUUGACUUCGUCGUCUGUCUACUCAGACGUAGAAAAUAAGGAGAAUGUCGAGCCCAAGAGCAGCUGGAGCUUUAUCAACCCGUACUCCCAGAGCCUGUGGUUUUUGUCAAGGGGCAAUCAAGGCGAGGAGAUCAAAGAGAUGCAAAAACGCACGCACGAGCCCAGCAGGUUUAGGCAGAAGACCAAAAAAUUACAGGAGCUCAGCAUCCCUACAAGAGAUAAAUCGCUGCCCCCAAUACCCCCUAAACUGCUGCAAGACUUCCCAACGCCAGAGAUAUCAGAAUUUCGGGACUCAAACAGCCAGCUUGUAAUUAGCACAGAACAGCAGUAUUUGCAGGACUUGGAUCUUCUGAAUGCCGUGGCGGCCUCGUUCGCCGACUACGUGAACGAAAGGGGCAUUCCCAUCAAGUCUACAGAGAGUAUCGUGCUAUUCGGCAACAUCAGUCUGAUGAUCAGUCUUAGCGAGCUGCUUGUGAAGAAUCUAGCAAGUGGCCAUGCUCUUGUGCAGACUCUGAAUGACCAUUUCACCAGACUUUCCCAGGUAUACCCGUCUUUCUUUGCGUUGCAGGGACGCAGACUAGAGAUCCUGGACUCGGUAAAAAACGACCCGCGAUUUGACGACUGGUUUGCCGGCCUCAAUGGUCUUAAAGUCGAAAAGCUGCUCAAGGUGCCUGCGAACCGACUUUGUGCGCUGCGAGACACACUAGCCACACUGGGGCUAUUGGAGGAGUGUUCAAAACUCAGCAGACUAGUUGAGAUUCAAAACAGCCUGCCCUCGCCACUGGCAUCCCCAACAGUGAUACUAAGCGUUCCGGAAAGCUGGAAGCAAAAUAACAAGCACAAAUGGAAGGAGGUCGCCAAAGAGCCGUUUGAAUACCAGCAGCUUGCGUACUUUCAGCACGAGUUCAAGGCUAUCCACAGUCUAUUUGAUACCACCAUCCGAUCGCUCGACAAGUGCCUAAAGCUCCAGAAACUGUCAAUGGAGUCCAAAUACAAUAUAGCGCUCUCGUUUGUGCGAUUCUCCCAGGACCUUCCCAGCAGCUACAACAGGAAAGAAACACAGCUUACCCCAAAAUCGCUCUUCUUUAGAGAAAACUUCAUCUCCUCCAGUUACGAGCUUUACUUGGAAAAACUCCAGAACCAGAACAACAAUGCGAAUAAAUUGAUGUCGCGGUUUGAGUACGAGCUGGGUCCAGUUGUGGAGGAGAUCAGCAACAUGCUUGAUUUCGUGGAACACAAAUUAUCAAAACUGCUGAGAGCAUUCAAUAAAUUGGACAAGGACAUCAAAGUGGACAAGCUGAUAAAACUACACAAGCUCAAUGGACUUCUUAAAAUUGCCAUUGGACUCAUUAUUGAAACAUAUGACCUGCACGUCAGUUCUUUCCUCGACAUAUACCAAGGACGAGCCGAGUCGGCAGAACGCAUAAUUGAGCAGUUCGUGGAGAUGCGACAGCAGAACAAACAGGUGAUAGUGUCAUGCGGGGACCUCCCAUUCAACAAAUCGCUAGCGUUGACCAAAGUUGUGCGGAAACUUUACAAUUGA